AGGCCACCUCGGUACUGGGUCUGUAGACUCGAGGGUCUCUCAGCUUCAGGGUGGGCUGGUGUCCCUGGGAAGCAUCGGGCUUGGCCGCCCUGCGCAUCCAUUUCGCUGGCAUCACCAAUCUGAGAUGCGUUGCACCACAUCCUUGUUCCUGGGUGUGGACCCUCAGUGUAAGCCUUCGGGGUUCAAGGACUGGCUAGGACUCCGCCCCCACCGCAGCUCGCCCCUUGCCCCGCCCCGCCUGCGCACACUCGGCAGUCUUCGCACCCGGCACUCGGCGGCGCUCGGCUGUCUCCGGCCGCUCGCUCGGCGUUCGGGUCCGCGGCCGCUGCGGCGCCGGGCAUUUCUCCGCAGCUCGGCUCGCGGCCGCGCCCGCCGCCGCCCGGCCCCGCGCCCAUGCAGGCCAUCAAGUGUGUGGUGGUCGGCGAUGGUGCCGUGGGGAAGACGUGCUUGCUGAUCAGCUACACGACCAACGCCUUCCCGGGAGAGUAUAUCCCUACAGUUUUCGACAACUACUCAGCCAACGUGAUGGUGGAUGGGAAGCCAGUCAACCUGGGGCUGUGGGACACUGCUGGCCAGGAAGACUACGACAGGCUUCGGCCCCUCUCCUACCCUCAAACCGUAGGUGGCAGGAGAGCCAGCUCUGGGGUUGGGUGGUUCCUGUGUGGGGAGGAGGCACAGACUGCUUGGACACCCUUCGGUCAGUUCUGUCUGUCCCUCCCCCUGAAGGAUGUCUUUCUGAUCUGCUUCUCCCUGGUGAGCCCGGCCUCCUUUGAGAACGUCCGAGCCAAGUGGUACCCAGAGGUGCGGCACCACUGCCCCCACACACCCAUCCUUCUGGUGGGCACCAAGCUGGACCUCCGUGAUGACAAGGACACCAUUGAACGGCUGCGGGACAAGAAGCUGGCACCCAUCACCUACCCACAAGGCCUGGCCAUGGCCCGCGAGAUCGGUUCUGUCAAGUACCUGGAGUGCUCAGCCCUGACCCAGAGAGGUCUGAAGACAGUGUUUGAUGAGGCCAUCAGGGCAGUGCUCUGCCCACCUCCAGUGAAAAAGCCAGGCAAGAAGUGCACUGUCUUCUAGAGCCGUCUGACCAGCCCGGCUGAGGAGCCCUGGCUCCAGUGUGCCCUCGUGUUGAGCUGUCUGGUGCCCCAAGCCUGCUGUGGGAAGUGGUGUGGGUGGGGAGGGAAGCAUGGGGACGAGGCUGGGGUGAUGGGGCCCUGUCCCCUAUACCGCCUUUUUCUGGCAUAGAGCUCCAGCCUUCCCUGGUCCCUAUGGGAGGCCAGCAGGGAGCAGGGUCUCCCUCAGGGCUGCGGGGGUGGGUUCAGGGAAGCCCCAGGAUG
Messenger RNA from Peromyscus leucopus (white-footed mouse), 1340 nucleotides. It is a transcript of the gene Rac3, whose product is annotated as Rac family small GTPase 3. Bases 394 to 1080 code for a protein of 228 amino acids. Gene Ontology annotation, biological process: regulation of cell shape; small GTPase-mediated signal transduction; cortical cytoskeleton organization. Gene Ontology annotation, cellular component: cell cortex; cytoplasmic vesicle; cytoskeleton. Lineage: Eukaryota; Metazoa; Chordata; Mammalia; Rodentia; Cricetidae. Gene Ontology annotation, molecular function: GTP binding; GTPase activity; protein kinase binding. The record is from RefSeq and is a predicted model, not a curated record. The transcript is spliced from 5 exons.